UGCGCAGGCGCGGUCUCUGGCUGCCUCAGCGAGGUCUCCAGUGCCGGCGGGGGCGUGGCCGCAGGGCUGCGUCCGAGAGACCGUGCGCGUUCCGAGGUCGCGGGCUCGUGCUGAGGCCCGGCGUGUCGGGCGUGGUGGCAGGACCCACCGGGGCGCGGCGUGGCCUGGAGAACCAGAGACCCUCUUCCCGGGCACCGAGCCGAGGGCCGGGCCGCGGCGACCCGCGCCCUGCUCGUUUUUCUAGGGCUCUUGUUACUUGUGACCACAAUAAAAAACAAUGAAAGACAAUGACGAUCUGGUAACUGGCACCCUUCCCAGGCUCAAGAGCGCAAGAGCAUGGUUGGAGCCACCGUCACUUUCUUUUAUAGAGGCCUUAGCUAAAGAAGAUAUAGAUGCAGCUAUUCAAUUAAUACUACAUAGAGAAGACCAUGUAAUUAAGGACCUAGAUAGCCACUUAGAACGUCAUGACUUCAUGACUAAAAGAAGAAAGGAAAUGUUACACAAAAGAUGGGCUCACCUUGUGGCAGACCCUCUCCGCAAGGGAAUUGUAGAAAAAGUCUGUUCCUGUAAGAAGAUUAUGAAAAGAAGACAAGAGGAAUCAGAUGGAUUUUUAAAAUACGUAAAUAAAAAGGGAAAUAUUUUUAUAGAGCAUUAUGAUCCCAAAGAAUAUGAUCCUUUUUAUAGGAGGAAAGAAGACCCCAAUUUCUUGAAGGUUAAAGGUGAAAGUGAAUUUCAACGAAAGUAGUUUUGACUGGAAGCCUCUGCCUAGAGCUCCUUGUCUUCUGGAAUCCCAGGGAGCAGAAGAAGCAGUGAUUUGCCAGUAAGCCGGUUACUCCAGUUCGCUGCCCUACCAUCUAAGAUGCUUGGCUGUGCUGCCAUCCUCCGCCAUCCUCUCCAACUGCUAGAGUCAGUGCCAAGGCCUCACCAGGCUCCUGGGACCGUUGCCAGGCAGCUCCCACCAUCGAGUGUGGGCGAAGUGACAGCUUUCCUCAGGCUCUUCUGGUUUUAAGGAAGAAAUAGCACAGAAAUGACAAGCAUAGACAUGCAAAAAAAGUGGUUGACAGCAUGUACGAAAGUUACAGUUUAGCUGAUUUUGUACUGAUUUUUAGAGUAUUGUAAGUGAAGUUUGGGACAAGUCUUUGUGGUAGUAACUGUUAUAGUGUCGUGUCUAGAGUGAAAAGGUGUGAUGAGCACAGAUGGUACAUACUCCUAGCAUGUAACAUGGAACGUUACCUCAGUUAGUAUUAGAAUUAAAAGUAAGCGAUUUCUCUGUAUAAUUGAUCACUUCUGCCAGCCUUAGCUAUCUCUAACUUAGCUAUCUCUAACACGACAUCCACCCAACUGGACACUUCCCCAAGCAACAAUUUGUCUUUCCAAAAGUAACUUCUGUGUUGUUGUUCUAGUCCCUCUCCUGCUCCCUUUUUGCAUGUGCAUCGAGCCCUCUCCAAUCCCAGGGGCCCACAAAUUACUCCACCCCAGCCCCCAGGAAACCUUUCUGUCUCCUGUUUCACACAGGCAGAUGCUCCUUCGUAUCAGCUGUUGAGAUGUCAUUUUUCCUACCUCCCAAACUCUUCCCCCAGCCAGACUUGAUAAAAGUAAUUCUACUCCUUUGUUCUCACUUGAGGGUGCUUGCUGCCAAAAUCUUAUCAGUAAUUAUGUAAUCUGUCGUGAUCUGAUUAAAAGUAAUAAGAUUCCUCAGACAUUGCUGGAGGGAGUGUAAGAAAUUCAGGCAUUUUGGAACAGAGCUUGGCAGUUUCUCAAAAAAGUUAAAUUAUCAUUUGACCCACUAAUUCACCUACUAGGUUGUUAUUUAGGAGAAAUGAAAAUGUUUGAGUUAAUAUGGUAAUGUUCAUAACAGCAGUAUUCACAACAGCCCCAAAGUAGAAACAGCUCAGUUGCUCAUAAAAUGUAGUGUAUCCAUACAUGAAAUAUUAUUACUUGGCAAUUAAAAGUAAAGAAGUAC
Molecule: messenger RNA, 1963 nt
Organism: Cavia porcellus (domestic guinea pig)
Lineage: Eukaryota; Metazoa; Chordata; Mammalia; Rodentia; Caviidae
Product: protein FAM228B
Exons: 6
Coding region: 278-745 (155 amino acids)
Source: RefSeq, a predicted model, not a curated record